This is a messenger RNA of Perca fluviatilis (European perch), 3873 nucleotides long. It is a transcript of the gene tspy, whose product is annotated as testis specific protein Y-linked. Lineage: Eukaryota; Metazoa; Chordata; Actinopteri; Perciformes; Percidae. Gene Ontology annotation, cellular component: chromatin; nucleus. The coding region runs from base 465 to 2159 and encodes 564 amino acids. The transcript has 8 exons. Gene Ontology annotation, biological process: nucleosome assembly. The record is from RefSeq and is a predicted model, not a curated record. Gene Ontology annotation, molecular function: histone binding; chromatin binding.
CGUACCGUAACCAAUCAGAGGAUUGUUUUUCUGGCACGUCGGUGCACGGAUAGUAAGCUAACGGAUAUUGCAAACAUAAACUAAUAUAAAGAGCGCGUGUUCUUGCUAAAGGCUGUAUAGCACGGGAAGAUUUCUUUAAUAUGACCGAGUAUUUCUUAUUGAACUUGUAUUCGUGAAAAUGUGGUGCGGCCAUCAUUGCGAGGACACACGAAUUGGGUAACGUGAGCUAACUAACGUUAGCUGUAGCCUGCUAAUUUUUAACGUUCCGCAAGGCCGCGGAGAAAUACAAGAGCUGCUUCCUGUUCUUGCUCCAUUGAGAAUGUAGGUUACAUUACGGUCCGAUAUACAACAUCGCAGCGGUUAUCCAAGGAGCAAGUUCAGUUGUGUAAUCGAUUGCAUUUAAGUUUGUUUUAGUUGUGCUUGCGGGCUACCUAGCUUGUUAGCUAUUUGGCUAGCUAGCUAGCAUGAGUGAACUGACGGGCUGCAAACAGUCCGCUGACUCUGCAUCGAGGAAACGGUGUCCAUCACCCGACCGCGAUGAAAGCGCCACGAUCCCCUGCAAGUCCACAAAAGUAAGUGACGCAACAAAUGAAGCCGGGGUCACUUCGGAAAACUGCAAAAACAGUGACGCUGAGAGUAAAGAAAUAGCCGCCAGCGAGGGCCAGUCAAAAGAUAACGUUAGUGAGGGGAAACCAGCUGCUGUGCAAGCGGAUCAGGGUUCAGAAAGCACGGAUCGCACCAGUGCACUGCCUGUCAACAACUCCAAUGCUGACGCUCACGAUGCCAGCAACACAGAAAAACCACAGUCCUCAGAUGCACAUGGAUCUGCUGACGCAAAGGCAGAUACAGAGAAGACAGCAGGAAUAAAGCAGCGUCCCUCAGCUUCUCUGGACCAGACCGACUCAGCAGCCAUAGCAGCUGCUGAAGCACUUGCCAGUCUCACAGGAGGAGACGGGGAAGACAGUCAAGAGACUCCUUGCUCAUCUGAAAAGGCUAACGUUAAACAGGUGAAACAGGGGAGCAAAUUCAAACAACGUGGGGGCCACCAGUCCUCAAGAACGGGCUUUAAAACGCAGGCAGCUGCUGCAGAUAGCUCCACAUCUGUGCACAGUACUGACAGAGAAGAUGCAGAUGAGAUGCCAGAAGCAGAUGAAGGUGAUGAAUCCAUAUCUGGAUCUUCCUCCACUCCAAGCUCCUCUUUCCCGUCAGACAAUGAGGACAAUGAUGAUGGGGAGUGUGCCAUUGUGUCAGUUAAGAUGGCCCCAGAGAUGAGACAGUCGGUGGCUCUUCUGGCGCAGGUACAGAUGAGACUGGAAGCUCUUGAGAAGAAAAACGCCCGGCUUCACCAACGGCUGGAGCUGAAGAUCAGUCGUCAGCGGCGCCCACAUCUGGAUCAGCGCAGCUCCAUCACAAAAACUAUUCCUGGCUUCUGGGUGACAGCUCUGUUGAACCAUCCUCAUCUCUCAGCUCACAUUGACGAGACUGAUGAAGAUGCUCUGAGUUACAUGACUGAUCUUGAGAUUGAGUCCUUUAAGAAUAAUAAACUGGGCUACAGGAUCCGCUUCCACUUCAGACGGAACCCGUACUUCCAGAACAACAUUAUCAUGAAGGAGCUGCACCUUGGGAUGGGAGGAUCGCCCAUGUCCUUCUCCAACCCCAUCCUGUGGCAUCGUGGACAGAACCUGACGGCCCACAGCGAACCCAGGAAGUCGUCGCGUGGGGUCUACCAGACCUUUUUUAGCUGGUUCAGUGACCAUAGCAACCCAGGACAAGAUGAUGUAGCACAGAUACUUAAGGACGACCUGUACAGAGACCCUCUGAGAUACUACCUCACUCCACUCUGGGAACCCAGGGAGAACGGCAGUGGUGGCAGCGGGGCCAGAGCAGCUGACAACGGUAAUGGAGGCGAGUGUGUAGUAAUCUCCGACUCAGACGAUGAACCCGGUGAGGAAGCUGGUCAGGCGGAACAAGGCCACAGCAGGGAGGAGGAAGACGAGGAUGAUGAAGAGGAGGAGGAGGAGGAAGAAGAAGAAGAAGAAGAGGAGGAGGAGGAGAGGGGGCCAAGCGCUGAUGAGAGUCCAGAGGAGGAGGAUGAUGGUGGAGAAAUUGUGAUUGACGGCUCUGAUGACAGUGAGCAGGAAGAGGAGGAGGAGGCCUGAAGAGGUUUAUGUCAAAGAAGAAGACGAGUCCUCAAGGGACCAGAGACCAAGAAGAUGAAGAAAAGGCCUAGGUUGACGAAGAGUACCAGAGCAAUGUCAUUUUUAUGCACAUAAUAUCAGUUUUUGUUGUUUUAUACCUAAAAUACAAAGGAGCAUUUUAAAUCAGGGUUAAAUGUAAUAAUAAAGUCAAGGUGGCAUGGUUUCCCCUCAAUUUUAUACAGUCGGGACUGUGUAUUCUGAUUCACUUUUUGCUAAAUGUUUUUUCUUUUCUUUUUCUAAACCAGUUCUUGGGCAUAUUAUGCCAGUCACUUCAUACAAGUAGUGUUUUCUUCUAUUUAGUGAGGAACAUUGUACAACAGCCUGCACACAUGUAGGUGAGAUCAGGAUUGCCGCUACUUGUUGGCAUAACAUUUUGCAAUGCAAAAUCUUCAAAUUAAUGUAGAAACCUUCAGUAGCGUUAUUUUAGAGCUACAAAGAUUGAUCGAUUCAAUUAUUCGCCAACUAUUUUGAUAAUCGAUUAAAUCGGUUUGAGUCAUCUUUUUAUUAAAAGGUAAACAUUUUAUUCUAGCUUAUAGGUUAUUCACGCCUCUGUGACAAUAAACUGAAAAUCUUUUGAGUUGUGAACAAAACUAGACAUUUGCAGCCGUUAUCUUGGGCUUUGGAAAACGCUGAUCAGCAUUUUCUAGACCAAUGAGCUAAUCGACUAUGAAAAAUAAUCGUUAGUUGCAGCCCUACAUUAUUACGUGAUUAUUUCAAGGCAAAGUUUUGGCUGUUUGUAGAAUUGACAAGACAAAAAAAAUGUCAAGUUAAAUUGAUAAUUAUAAUGACAGUACAUUUCAGAUGCACAGUACUGAACCAAAAUCCGCUCUCAGGGAUGAUCAUGGUUGUAGUUUUAUUGGAAGAACCUUACUGAUCUUCAGACAUUUACACUCUGGUUAUGGUUGGCUGUGUAUAAGGAAACGUGUACUCUACUGUAGUAAAUAGGAACAAAUGUUUUAAUAUGCUACCUGUGUUUUUCCUUCUACAUCUAUGUUCAGUCUUGUUACACACCAACCUCCACCCCUGUUAAUCUUUAAACCAUCUCUGAUGUUUAAAAUCAUGGCGUAGUUUGAACAUUUCUGUAGAUUCCACCAUUUUGUAACAUGCUCCUACAAUAAAUAGCUGAGUUUUGUAUUUUUUCCCCCUUAAAACUUAAUUUGAAAUUGCUUUCUAAAACAUUAGUUUUCACGUAAUGUGUUUUAAGGUUUGUGUUAUCUUCUUUUUAAAAAGAUGGUAUUUAUUACACGUUUUUCUACGCGUCCACAGUCGGCAUGCCUGUGAGCAUGAACUGUUAAAGACAGGAUGAUUCCAUCACUUCCAAGGCUUUUUCUGUGCACAGUGUCGGUAAAUGUCAUUAAAUUCACAGCAACAUUAUGGGGUGCACUGUAACAAAACUAGUAUUUGUAUUUGCUUACUUUUCUUAGCAAUGACCUGUAAAUAUUUCAGCAUUGUCUUUUGGAUAAGACAAGUACACGUGUUUAAUCCAUGGAUAAAUUUAUCAAAUAAUCUGGAGAGUUUUUUUUCAUCAACAUAACCAGAAAGUUAUAUUUUGUGUGCUGUGUUUUAUAGAACACUGUAGUUUAAAGAUACCUACUUGUUUGUUGCUUUGGUUCAUUUUGUUUGCUUAAAGAUAAAUGUCCACCUUUUGACCUAAUAAAAUAGGCAGUUGUUUGAA